AUGUAUGUAUUGGCAAUAGCAAGUCCUGUAUUGCUCUGCAGAAGCAAUAACAGCAGCAGCAACAACAGCAGCAGUAACAAUAACAGAAGCAGUGGCAAUAACAGCAGCAGCGGCAAUAACAGCAGCAGAAAUAACAGCAGCAGUAGCAAUAACAGCAGCAGUAUCAAUAACAGCAGCAGCGGCAAUAACAGCAGCAGAAAUAACAGCAGCAGUAGCAAUAACAGCAGCAGAAAUAGCAGCAGCAGUGGCAAUAACAGCAGCAGUGGCAAUGACAGCAGCAGCAGCAAUAACAGCAGCAGAAAUAACAGCAGCAGUAGCAAUAACAGCAGCAGAAAUAGCAGCAGCAGUAGCAAUAACAGCAGCAGUGGCAAUGACAGCAGCAGCGGCAAUAACAGCAGCAGAAAUAACAGCAGCAGUAGCAAUAACAGCAGCAGCAGCAAUAACAGCAGUAGCAAUAACAGCAGCAGUAGCAAUAACAGCAGCAGCAGCAAUAACAGCAGCAGCAAUAACAGCAGCAGUAGCAAUAACAGCAGCAGCGGCAAUAACAGCAGCAGAAAUAACAGCAGCAGCGGCAAUAACAGCAGCAGAAAUAGCAGCAGCAGUGGCAAUAACAGCAGCAGUGGCAAUGACAGCAGCAGCGGCAAUAACAGCAGCAGAAAUAACAGCAGCAGUAGCAAUAACAGCAGCAGCAGCAAUAACAGCAGCAGCGGCAAUAACAGCAGCAGAAAUAACAGCAGCAGUAGCAAUAACAGCAGCAGAAAUAGCAGCAGCAGUGGCAAUAACAGCAGCAGUGGCAAUGACAGCAGCAGCGGCAAUAACAGCAGCAGAAAUAACAGCAGCAGAAAUAACAGCAGCAGUAGCAAUAACAGCAGCAGCGGCAAUAACAGCAGCAGCGGCAAUAACAGCAGCAGAAAUAACAGCAGCAGUAGCAAUAACAGCAGCAGAAAUAGCAGCAGCAGUGGCAAUAACAGCAGCAGUGGCAAUGACAGCAGCAGCAGCAAUAACAGCAGCAGCAAUAACAGCAGCAGUAGCAAUAACAGCAGCAGCGGCAAUAACAGCAGCAGCGGCAAUAACAGCAGCAGUAGCAAUAACAGCAGCAGAAAUAGCAGCAGCAGUGGCAAUAACAGCAGCAGUGGCAAUGACAGCAGCAGCGGCAAUAACAGCAGCAGAAAUAACAGCAGCAGUAGCAAUAACAGCAGCAGCGGCAAUAACAGCAGCAGCGGCAAUAACAGCAGCAGAAAUAACAGCAGCAGUAGCAAUAACAGCAGCAGAAAUAGCAGCAGCAGUGGCAAUAACAGCAGCAGCGGCAAUGACAGCAGCAGCGGCAAUAACAGCAGCAGAAAUAGCAGCAGCAGUAGCAAUAACAGCAGCAGUGGCAAUGACAGCAGCAGCGGCAAUAACAGCAGCAGAAAUAACAGCAGCAGCAGCAAUAACAGCAGUAGCAAUAACAGCAGCAGAAAUAACAGCAGCAGCGGCAAUAACAGCAGCAGAAAUAGCAGCAGUAGCAAUAACAGCAGCAGAAAUAGCAGCAGCAGCAAUAACAGCAGUAGCAAUAACAGCAGCAGAAAUAGCAGCAGUAGCAAUAACAGCAGCAGCGGCAAUAACAGCAGCAGAAAUAACAGCAGCAAAUGUGUCAUUUGUUUUCUCAAUGAGAAGGAAAGAGCACCCAGGACCAGUGUGACGCUGAUGUUGAGAUCUUGUUUGAGCGUAAACCGACAGCAGAACAAGCUGAACUGGCGGCCAGACUGAUGCUUCCUCACACGUUCUUCUGUUACAGAAACCAGCUGGGAUACUUAAGCAAUGAGGAUGACGGUGAAGAUUUUGAGGAGGCAGUCAAAUCUUUGAAAGGAAAGUUGUAUCCUGGUCUGUCCGUCCAAGGAGAUGCAUCCGCUGGUAAUGAUGCAAAUCUUCCCCAGGACAAUGCUGGAGCCGCAACAGAGACACAAAGUGACAGAGAGGAAGAGGACAGUGAUGAUGAAGCACUUAUAC
Molecule: messenger RNA, 1989 nt
Organism: Ctenopharyngodon idella (grass carp)
Lineage: Eukaryota; Metazoa; Chordata; Actinopteri; Cypriniformes; Xenocyprididae
Product: GATA zinc finger domain-containing protein 14-like
Exons: 3
Coding region: 1-1749 (582 amino acids)
Source: RefSeq, a predicted model, not a curated record